Molecule: messenger RNA, 1764 nt
Organism: Durotheca rogersii
Lineage: Eukaryota; Fungi; Ascomycota; Sordariomycetes; Xylariales; Xylariaceae
Product: homoserine O-acetyltransferase
Exons: 3
Coding region: 127-1608 (493 amino acids)
Biological process (GO): L-homoserine metabolic process
Molecular function (GO): homoserine O-acetyltransferase activity
Source: RefSeq, a predicted model, not a curated record
CUACCCCUACCGAGUCGCACCUGAACCAUCCCAAGGUGGUGUCCACCCCCCCCCAUUCCCCCAUACCAUUGCUAUCUCGAAUCAAGCUCUUCUUUUCUCCCUCCGCCUAGAAGACCGAAAGGCAAGAUGGCGUCUGAAAGCGAUGCUGGCAACCAGCAAAAAUACGAAAGAACUCAGCAACAACCUGAGAACCCGUUUGCAAGCCUGAUUCCGGACCAGAGAAUCGCCAUCGUCCCGAGCUUCACUCUCGAGUCUGGCGUCACCCUGCGGAAUGUGCCGGUAGCAUAUACCACGCGAGGCAGUCUGUCACCCGAUGCAGACAAUGCUAUGGUGAUAUGCCACGCCUUGACCGGCUCGGCUGACGUCGCUGAUUGGUGGGGUCCUCUGCUCGGCGGCCCCGGCCGAGCAUUUGAUACCUCGAGAUUCUUCGUAGUCUGUAUGAACAGCUUAGGCAGCCCUUAUGGCACAGCGAGUCCGGUGACGGCUAAGGAUGGUGACCCGAGCAAUGAGAGAUACGGACCCGAGUUCCCCCUCACCACGAUCAGGGACGAUGUGAACUUGCAUAAACUGCUUUUAGACGAUUUAGGGGUGCGCCAGGUAGCCGCUGUCAUUGGCGGUUCUAUGGGGGGCAUGCUCGUCCUCGAAUGGGCGUAUUUCGGCAAGGACUACGUCCGGAGCAUUGUGCCGAUCGCCACUUCGAGUCGGCAUAGCGCUUGGGGUAUAAGCUGGGGCGAGGCUCAACGACAAAGCAUAUACGCAGACCCGAAAUACGAUGAUGGAUAUUACUCCUUCUCCGACCCGCCGUCCACAGGCUUAGGGGCCGCCCGCAUGUCAGCACUUCUGACUUAUCGCAGCCGGAACUCCUUCGAGGCUCGGUUCGGGCGCAAUAUCCCGGACCCGACUAGACGCCAAACCAUCCGGGAGAGGCCUCCGCCGAGCACCCCAUCCGAAGCGCAUUUUCAUAUUCACAACGACGGGCACAAGACAAAGCGGUCGUCGUGGCAUAACAGCAGCGCGGACAAGCAGCAGCAACCGGCGCCCAACAGGUCCGACCCGAGUAGCGGCGACGGAGCCAACGGUGAAUCGCUCGACCCUCAAUUCUCGGGUCCCAAGACGGAAAGCUCGACGAAAGGAGAGUCGCUGCCGACGACGACAUAUUUUUCGGCCCAGUCAUAUCUCCGCUACCAAGGCGAGAAGUUCGUCAAGCGCUUCGACAGCAACUGCUACAUCGCCAUCACGAGGAAGCUAGACACGCACGACGUCUCGCGGUACCGCGCCAGCAGCGUCGCCGAGGCGCUCGCCCUCAUCGAGCAGCCUACACUGGUCUUAGGGAUCGAGAGCGACGGGCUCUUCACGUUCGCUGAGCAGCAGGAGCUGGCGGAACAUAUCAAGGGCGCUAGGCUCGAGAAGAUAGACAGCCAGGAAGGCCACGACGCCUUCUUGCUGCAAUUCGAGCAGGUCAACCGAUACAUCUUGGAAUUUCUGAAGGAGACGCUACCGGACAUUAUGGCUCGAGAGGGCGAGCACGUGGAAGCAGCUAGCGUCGGUCAGUUGACUAAAUCGAGCACCUUCGGAGAGGCUGAAGUGGAAGACAUUACGGCGUGGUAGGGACGGAUAGGUAUAGGUACUAUGAGAGGUAUGUAGUCAAUGCGCACCUCGUACAUACAUGGCCCAAACAAGAUGGCCCGACAAUUAUUAGAACACGGCUAUGUAAACCCGGGAUUUGCGAGACGGACUAAACUGGGUGACUCGUACGGCGUACGG